Molecule: messenger RNA, 1395 nt
Organism: Marchantia polymorpha subsp. ruderalis
Lineage: Eukaryota; Viridiplantae; Streptophyta; Marchantiopsida; Marchantiales; Marchantiaceae
Source: the annotation of a GenBank genome assembly
AUGGUGAGGAUGAUGAGAAUGCUCGUGGAUCAGGGACGCAGGACGUCGCAAAACCUGCAAUGGGUGCGCCAUUUGACGAACAACACGGAUCUCAAGUCGCGAUUGGAGCAGUUGAUCCCCGAAGAGCAAGCGCGCUUGAAGGAUUUGAAGUCCAAGUAUGGCAAAAACUCGCUGGGCGACACCACCGUCGACAUGGCGAUCGGUGGCAUGCGCGGGAUCAAGGGCAUGAUGUGGGAGACGUCUCUGUUGGACGCCGAGGAGGGGAUCCGCUUCAGGAACAUGACCAUCCCCGAGUGCCAGGCCAAGCUUCCAGCGGCGAUGCCCAAAGGCGAGCCUUUGCCCGAAGGCCUGUUCUGGUUGUUGGUCACUGGCGAGGUUCCAACCAAGGAGCAAGUCAGUGCAUUGACGCAGGAAUUCCAGGACCGAUCGCAAAUUCCCCGACACGUCUUCGAUGUGCUUGACGCCUUGCCAAAGACAGCGCACCCCAUGACGCAAUUCACCGCCGGCAUCCUCGCUCUCCAGACCGAGAGCGAAUUCGCCCGCGCUUAUGCGAAGGGUAUCGACAAGCGCAAGUACUGGGAGCCCACUUACGAGGAUUCCAUGAACCUCAUCGCCAGGUUGCCAGAAAUCGCCGCCUAUGUUUACCGGAGGACCUACAAGGGCGGCGAGACGAUUGCGGCCAACUCCACUUUGGACUAUGCUGCCAAUUUCGCGCACAUGCUGGGCUACGAGGACCCCAAAUUCCACGAGCUCAUGCGUCUGUACCUGUCCAUUCACUCCGAUCAUGAAGGCGGGAAUGUGAGUGCGCACACUGUCCACUUGGUGGGCAGUGCGCUGUCCGAUCCUUAUCUUUCUGUAGCCGCCGGUAUGAACGGAUUGGCCGGGCCCUUGCACGGUUUGGCAAACCAGGAGGUCUUGCGAUGGAUUGAGGACAUCGUCCGAGAAAUCGGCACCGACGUCACCACGGAGCAACUCAAAGAGUUCAUCUGGAAGACUUUGAAGAGUGGCAAAGUCGUUCCGGGUUAUGGGCAUGCGGUUCUCAGGAAAACUGAUCCCAGGUACACUUGCCAGCGUGAAUUCGCUUUGAAGCAUCUUCCGAACGAUCCCAUGUUUCAGAUGGUCUCCAAACUCUACGAGGUCGUUCCUCCCAUUCUUCUGGAGCUGGGCAAGGUCAAGAACCCGUGGCCCAAUGUUGAUGCGCACAGCGGAGUUUUGCUUCAAUACUACGGACUCAAGGAAGCGAACUACUACACAGUUCUGUUUGGUGUGUCCCGGACGAUGGGUGUUCUGUCUCAGCUCAUAUGGGACCGCGCGUUUGGCCUACCCAUCGAAAGGCCCAAGAGCAUGACCAUCGAAUGGAUCGAAAACUUUUGCAGAAAGCAGGCAACCAAGUGA